UAAAUGGUGAAUGAGGGAUCUAUCUGCAGACUUGAUGAAUGUUCCUGUAUUAUGUGACAUAAAGUGAGGUAUACAGCCAUGAAGUAAAGGAACCAGCACAUUGCUCCCAAAAAGCCUCUGAUUCUCACAAAAAAGAUUAGAACAAGAAAUUCUGAAAAAAGACGGCUAUUCAGAAUCUCCUAAAGUGAAGAACCUAAAGGAUCUGAAGGAAGAAGAAUGGCGUGGAUGAAGAAAUUAGGCCGUGCGAGUGUGAUAGCUGCUGCAGGAGGGGCCAUCACUGGGUACAUUGUGGCCAAUGAUAAAAAGAAGACAGCCCUGGCCUCAUGGACGACUGGACACACCCCAUCAGUCAAGUGGGAUUGGAACUGGGAUAGAAGAGAAAUCCAUAGUCUGGUGAAGCCGUCCAAACAUAAGAGUGAUGUGAACAAUAACAUUCUCAAUGACAAUUUCGAGGACCGCAUGGAGAAAGUUCGACCGACAGUGACAGCCACGCGUCACAUAAUCUUCAUUCGUCACGGACAGUACAACCUUGAAGGAGCUAAAGACUCUGAUCGGUAUCUCACGAAGUUAGGUCGUGAACAAGCUGCAUUAACUGGAGAGCGCCUUAAAUGCCUUGAAUUACCAUUUUCACGUGUUGUCUUCUCUACUAUGACCCGGGCUACAGAAACAGCGAAUAUAAUCAUGGAAAAGUUGAGUGGUGUAGAGGAGGUGGAAAGCUGUGAUCUGCUAAGGGAAGGGGCACCCAUUCCCCCCGAGCCACCCAUUGGUAGCUGGAAGCCAGAAAUGCACAAGUUUUAUGCUGACGGUGCCCGUAUUGAAGCUGCCUUUAGGAAGUAUGUUCAUCGUGCUCCAUCAUCUCAGGAAAAGGACAGCUAUGAAUUGUUCGUGUGUCAUGCCAAUGUCAUCAGAUAUUUCGUGUGCAGAGCCUUGCAACUUCCCCCUGAAGCCUGGUUACGGAUGACCUUAUACAAUGGAAGUAUAACACACCUUGUUAUUCGUCCUGAUGGCAGGGUUGGACUUUGGCAGCUGGGUGACUGUGGUUACAUGCCACCAGAAAAGCUUUCUCGAACAUAAGUAUUUCUCUUCAAAAGGCUAUUACUAUUGAACCUAGUAGCUAGCUGAACAAAAAGUGAUUUUCUCAUGAAAUUUUAAGAACUUCAGUUCACACAAAAUAUGUGAUCAAAUCCAUUUGCACGUCAAAAAUGCGUUCAAGUUUUAUUAAUUACACACAAAGUAGUACAGUACAUCGAAUUACUGGUCUCCUGCGCCUUGGAAGUGACAUAAGACCAAACAUGAGAAAUGUAACAAAAUAAUUACAAGAGAGUGAACAUAAGAUAUGUAAGGUAAAAGUGAUAGUGCUCUACACCAGUGUGUCACGCAUAAAUUAAAUAUCGGUGUCUUUUCUGAUAGGUUUGCAUUGAACUAAAACUCUAGUUUGUUCACUAAAAUAUUCUUGUUUACUAAUCAUGUGUUAAAGAUGCUACGAUACCACGUUUAAUUACUGUCAACAUGUUUAAGUUAUUUUGUAAUUCGUAUAUUUAUAUUGAUCAAAAUUUCUAAUAUUUUGAAUAAAUUCGUAUAUUUAUUUCAUACAGAUUUACUGUACUAUAUGUAUUUACAUUAUGGUAACUGUAUAGAUGUAUUGUACUCAAGUAAAAUUCCAAUUGCCAUAGUCAGAUUACCAAGCUGUAUUGUGUAUUUUAAUGUUAUAUUCAAAAUUAGGCCUUAAUAUGUGUAGUAAAACCCUUUACAAUACUUUUAUUUUAUUCAGUGAGAGUGUAUUAACCAGAGUAGGAGAGGGAGCUAAGUGUAUAUCUUUUAUUGGGAUGCCAAUGCUGACAUGCUAUGCAAGAUGACUGCAGUAAAGUGUUCUUAAAUCUUAGGUCAUUCUUUGUCUUGUGACCAUGUGACAGGUCAAGGAAGGUCAAUGACUACAUUUUGGCAUGUUAAAAUAUAUUGUCUACCCAGUUUAACUGCACAGUUGAUUAGUUUAAUGUCCAUAUAGUAUACAGUUACAGUAUUAACAUUAAAUGUUUAUGAACCUGUUAAUACAACAGUACAGUAUUGUCAUACUACAGUACCUUCCAGCGCAUUUAGGUAAAAAAAAUUAUUUAAGUAUUUGCAGUGAAGUAAACUUUUUCACAUUCUGGAACUAAAGUCUGUCCCAUAUAGUUUGAGUAUGCAAGGUUAUACUGUAGUGGGAGAUGGACUGGAUAGCAAAGCUGUUACACUAGAAUUCCAUCUAUUCUGGAUCAUCCAGUGCAAUAAUUAGUACAGUAAAGUGGCAUAUUACCAAUACAGUGCUGUAUAUGUUGGGGAUCACCUCAAAAACUUUAAGCAUGUUAGUCUCACAAUGGUGUUUUUGACUAUGCUUCAAUAAUCAUAAAAUCUUAAACUUUAUUUUAACUGUAAUAUAUUAUACAGAUUUAUUGGUUAUGACACCCGUAUUUACAAGGUAUCAGAUGUCAUGUUGGUUUAAUAAAGUAAUAAACCUGUAACUGUGUAAACUUGUUAACUUAUGUUGAUGUGACAAUACACUUCAUAUGAUGCUGCCACCCUUGAAUAUAUACUGUACCAGGUAUAUAUUAAUUAAAUUGGUAUAUUUAGGCUGUACAGUAUUCAAAUAGUUUUGAAUAUUCAUAUUUAUACAGUUAAAAUUUUCCCUCAGCAUAUAUCAGAUACUGUUCACUUGUCUGGUACAUAACAGCAAGUUCAAAAGAAUAUUUUUUUGGUAAGCACGAAUAUACAGUUUUACCCCGCUUAACGCACUUUCACUUAACGCGUUUUCGCAUAUACGCGGUGCCUUGCCAAAGCUGAAC
This is a messenger RNA of Homarus americanus (American lobster), 2819 nucleotides long. RefSeq names its product serine/threonine-protein phosphatase PGAM5, mitochondrial-like. The transcript has 5 exons. Gene Ontology annotation, biological process: positive regulation of mitochondrial fission. Gene Ontology annotation, cellular component: mitochondrion. Lineage: Eukaryota; Metazoa; Arthropoda; Malacostraca; Decapoda; Nephropidae. The record is from RefSeq and is a predicted model, not a curated record. The coding region runs from base 217 to 1074 and encodes 285 amino acids.